This is a messenger RNA of Camponotus floridanus (Florida carpenter ant), 1460 nucleotides long. RefSeq lists its product as uncharacterized. The transcript is spliced from 9 exons. The record is from RefSeq and is a predicted model, not a curated record. NCBI's taxonomy places the organism in Eukaryota, Metazoa, Arthropoda, Insecta, Hymenoptera, Formicidae. The coding region runs from base 129 to 1460 and encodes 443 amino acids.
AAUUAUUCAUAACAUUAGAUGACGAUUUAAAAUAUAUAAAUUAUAAUUAUAUUUUAGAGCACUACCGACAAUAUAUAUUACCUAUUAUACAUCACAGCGUAGCUAGAAGACUUGGUGUACGCUGCUUCAUGGAAACUCAAAAUUCUGGCUAUAUGUUGGAAUAUUUUGACGAUUGUAUUGAUUAUAUUCUAGAAAUUCAAUGGAAUCCAAACUCUAAUACAGCAGAAGGAAAUGUACGGAUGGAGUGUUUUUAUAUGAGAGAGGGAUCCGAUCUACAAUACCCUGCAAACAUUAACAAAACCAGACGUUUGGUUUAUUGUAGCAAAGAGAUACAGAAUCCAUUACGUGAUAUAUCAGAGAUGAUUAAAGCUUUCAAACUCGAACUAAAGAAUGGCAACAAUCGUUCCACUAUAUUUUACUCUGAGAAAUUUAAUCAAAUAAUAUCUAUCUUAUUACAAAGUUUCUAUGAGCUAAAUAUUGAAGCACGAACAAAUAGAGAGUACAGAAUCAUUUCACGUUCAAUAAAGAAUAUAACAAAAAUCCGAAAGGAACAAAUACAACCAAAAAGAAGAUGUAAAAAAAUUAAAUUUACAAUUGGUAUGAUCGUAAAUAUUCAUACAUGUUUAGCGAAACAGUUGGCUGUUUUGCACAGCGAAAUUAAUUGUCAUACUGGCGUGAUAAUUGGUUGGCAUUAUAUCUGCAAAUCUUACUUUGUAAAAAAAGAUAUGGAUUUUUUAGUCCCAUAUUUGACUGAAUGCAAAAAUCCUGAUCUUGUGUUUUUAGACGACAAUUUGUUUUGUAUAUGUAGAUGUGAAAAGAGCAAGAUAGACAAUAAUAUUCAAUUUAAACCGCAUUAUAUAAUUCUCGCCGAAAAUAAUAAAUUAUGUUAUUUGCCACAAGAUACUCUAUCAAUAUGUCCACCUAAAUGCAUCGAUAAUUUUGAAAUAGGGCGAUAUUUUUCUAAAUUUGAAGGUACUCAUUACGUACCAAAUGAAAACCUGGCAAAAGAAUAUCCAAAGGAUACUGCUGCUAUUCAUGAUAUACUUCCCAGUAUCUCUCAGCAAUACAUUGAUAAUUGGCUAGAUAAUAUUGUAAAAAAAAUAUUAAGCCUUCUUAAAGAUAAAUAUUCUACGCAUGCAAUAUUAUCGAUAUCUUCUGAAAAAUUUACUUUUUGGAGAAAUAACAAUAUUGAUGACAAUUUCUGGAAUCCAACAGAAGCAAAGCAAAUUAUACGUAUCCUGGAAGAAUACAUUUUAGAGCACUACCGACAAUAUAUAUUACCUAUUAUACAUCACAGCGUAGCUAGAAGACUUGGUGUACGCUGCUUCAUGAAAACUCAAAAUUCUGAUGGCUAUAUGUUGGAAUAUUUUGACGAUUGUAUUGAUUAUAUUCUAGAAAUUCAAUGGAAUCCAAACUCUAAUACAGCAGAAGGAAUGUACGGAUGGAGUGUUUUCAUAUGA